AUGGCCAGAGAAAACGUCAAUGCGGCGCGGAAAGACGGCAACGAGGAGGAGGCAGCCGGUCUCCUGCAAGACGAGCAGAUAGGAGCCGAUGAGGAUGACCUUGUCGUAUACGCCAAACCACCUUCACCACAGCAACAUCCCAAACCAGCACCGAGACGACAGUCGAGUUUCGCGCAGACGAGACCACAUGGCGCGCCUAGAACUCCGCAUCGCGUGCGGUUCGAUGUCGCAGAGCCGGAUGUCAUUGGGGAGGCCAAUGGGACUCCGCACCCACAAGAUUGGGUCGAAGAAGAGGACUACAUGAAUGGAGAUGCAAGUGCUGAAGGCGGUCGGACCCUCAGAGCACCGCUCUUGACGGGAAUUGAGGCACCGAGCGUGGCACUCGCCAAUGACAUUGAGUUAGAAGCAGAAGAUGCGCUGGAAUCAGCAAGGCCAAAGAGUGGCUUGAAAAUGGCGUUCAUGAACAUGGCGAACAGCAUUAUUGGUGCUGGGAUCAUUGGACAACCGUACGCCUUCAAACAGGCUGGGCUAUUGAGCGGGAUAAUACUCCUCAUCAUUUUGACGAUCACCGUGGACUGGACGAUUCAACUCAUCGUCAAGAACUCGAAGCUCAGCGGGACCAAUUCUUUCCAGGCCACUAUGGAGCAUUGCUUUGGCAAGUCUGGCCUCGUGGCAAUCUCUGUCGCGCAGUGGGCCUUCGCCUUCGGCGGCAUGGUGGCCUUCUGCAUCAUCAUUGGCGACACGAUACCGCGAGUGCUGAUAGCGCUGUUCCCUUCGCUUCAUUCGAUUCCUGUUAUUGGACUUUUGACCGAUCGGAAAGCCAUUAUUGUUCUCUUCACACUGGGGAUCUCAUACCCUCUUUCUUUGUAUAGAGAUAUUGCCAUGCUUGCCAAAGCCAGCACACUGGCCUUGAUCAGCAUGCUCGUAAUCUUAAUCACGGUCGUCACCCAAGGACCACUCAUGCCUGCGGAGCUGAAAGGCCCUCUCAAAGGCAGUCUUAUAGUCAACAGCGGCAUUUUCCAGGCCAUCGGCGUCAUCUCCUUUGCCUUCGUCUGUCACCACAACAGCCUCCUGAUCUACGGCUCACUCAGGACGCCAACGAUGGACAGGUUCGCCAAAGUCACGCAUUACUCAACUGGAAUCUCGAUGGUUGCUUGUCUAGCAAUGGCUCUGGCUGGCUACCUAUCCUUCGGCUCUCUGACCCAAGGCAACGUGCUCAACAACUUUCCGACAGACAACAUCAUGGUCAACAUUGCCCGACUCUGCUUCGGUCUGAAUAUGCUCACCACCCUACCUCUCGAAUGCUUCGUCUGCCGCGAGGUCAUGACCUUGUACUACUUCCCCCACGAGCAGUUCAACCCGAACCGCCACCUCAUCUUCACAACUUCCUUGGUGCUAUCGGCCAUGGGCAUGGCACUGAUCACCUGCGAUUUGGGUGUCGUGUUCGAGCUGGUUGGCGCUACGAGCGCCUGCGCGCUGGCCUACAUACUUCCGCCGCUAUGCUUCGUGAAGCUGACGAAGCGGAAGACAUGGGAGACGUACGCGGCGUAUGUUUGCAUUUGCUUUGGGUGCAUCGUUAUGGGUAUCAGUCUGUUGCAGGCUGCUGCGAAGAUGAUAAGAGGCGAAGGCGGAACACAGAGUUGUUCUUAG
Messenger RNA from Zasmidium cellare ATCC 36951, 1650 nucleotides. RefSeq lists its product as uncharacterized. Gene Ontology annotation, molecular function: amino acid transmembrane transporter activity. NCBI's taxonomy places the organism in Eukaryota, Fungi, Ascomycota, Dothideomycetes, Mycosphaerellales, Mycosphaerellaceae. The record is from RefSeq and is a predicted model, not a curated record. Bases 1 to 1650 code for a protein of 549 amino acids. The transcript is spliced from 2 exons. Gene Ontology annotation, biological process: amino acid transmembrane transport. Gene Ontology annotation, cellular component: endoplasmic reticulum.